Messenger RNA from Nematolebias whitei (Rio pearlfish), 924 nucleotides. Its product is annotated as trace amine-associated receptor 1-like. Gene Ontology annotation, molecular function: trace-amine receptor activity. The record is from RefSeq and is a predicted model, not a curated record. The transcript is spliced from 2 exons. The coding region runs from base 1 to 924 and encodes 307 amino acids. Gene Ontology annotation, cellular component: membrane. NCBI's taxonomy places the organism in Eukaryota, Metazoa, Chordata, Actinopteri, Cyprinodontiformes, Rivulidae. Gene Ontology annotation, biological process: G protein-coupled receptor signaling pathway.
AUGGAAUCCACUGUCAUCAGCAACAGUGUUGUAAAUUACUUACAUCCCUGCUAUGACUUAGACAAUGGAACUUAUACAUUUUCAAGUAAUCCUAGUUUUACCUGUGUGUUUUUGUAUAUUUUUCUUGGCUCAUUGUCUGCUCUCACCGUGAGCGGAAACCUGCUUGUGAUAAUCUCCAUAAGUUUUUUCAAACAGCUCCAAACUCCCACAAAUUACCUCAACCUGUCGUUAUCUGUUACUGACCUUCUUGUUGGAGUUUUAGUAUUUCCUUUCAGUAUGGCAUUUGCUGUGAGCUCAUGUCUGCAUCAUGAGAAUUUAUUUUACAGAUAUUAUGUGGUGUGUGAGCCUCUGACCUACAGGACAAAAAUAAACACUCAGGUAACUUUGGUUAUGAUUGUUGUGAGCUGGGUAGUCUCAGCUCUAAUUGGACUUGGCAUCACAAUUGCCGGAUUCAGUCAAGGUGUAUGUAAAGAAACAUGUUCAGCUGAUGUUAUAGUGGCCAACACAAUGGGACCUGUUUUCUCUUUUUAUUUCCCUGCAGUCAUAAUGCUUUGUAUUUACUUGAAGAUUUUCCUUGUUGCACAGAAACAAGUGCACAGCCUUCAGAACACAAACAAUAUCAGUACAACGUCUGGAGCAGCUGUUAGCAGGAUGGAGAGAAAAGCCACCAAAACCCUUGCUGUUGUUAUGGGAGUUUUUCUUUUGUGUCUCACGCCAUACUUUUUUUGUGUUGUCUUCCAGCCUUUAUUUUAUAGUCCACCACCAGCUCCUGUGAUUGAAACACUUAACUGGCUCGCUCUGUCUAAUUCAAUGCUGAAUCCUUUAAUUUAUGCUUUCUUUUAUAGCUGGUUUCGAUCAGCUUUCAGGAUGGUAAUUUCUGGAAAAAUUUUCCACUGUGAUUUAGCCAACUCCAAGCUGUUUUGA